CGCGGGGAGACGAGCUGGAGACACGCGGAGAGACGAAGAGGAAAAGGCGAAGCAGGCUUCAUGGGCGCUGCUGCUCGCUAUAGCAGCACUUGCCCCAACAGCCUGCCUAGCCUUUAGGGGGGAGCUUUGCCUUUGUGGUGAAUGCAACCUCCCGGCGUUCGACGCGCACGUGCACACAGCGGGAGCUGGGGACGGGGGGGGGUGAGAGCCCGGGCCGACAGAUGGAGAGAAGUGGCGUGAUGGCUGCGAGCGACGCUGCGACGGUGAGGAGGAAACCCAAGGCUGGGAACCCGGACGGCGUUGGGCCUGGUGACAGUGCGGACGCAGCCUGUGGAGCCGGGCAGUGGGGACGCGCCUGGGAGGUGGACUGGCUGUCCCUGUCUGCGGUGGUGCUGCUGCUACUCUGCGCCCCACUGCUCGUCUUCGCGCUGGUGACGGCCUGCGACCAGUACCAGUGCUCGCUCGCUGAGCCGCUGCUCCACCUCUACUCGGGCCGCUCCACCCUGCGCGACAUCUGGGCACGCUCGCCCUCCAUCACGUCCACCGCUGGUGCUGUCUACCUCCUGUGGGUCGCCUUCCAGGCGUUCCUCUACCGCUGCCUGCCUGAUGUCUGCCACAAGCUGGUUCCCGGCUACGCCGGUGGGGUGCAGGAGGGGGCACGAACUCCCGCAGGUGCGGUGGUGCUGUACCAGGUGAACGGCCUGCAGGCCUGGCUGCUCACCCACCUGCUGUGGGCCGCCAACGCGACCUACUUCCACUGGUUCUCUCCCACCAUCGUCUUCGACCACUGGGGCUCGCUGCUGUGGUGCGCCAACUUGCUGGGAUACGGCGUCUCGGCCUUCGCCAUGCUCAAGGCCUACGUCUUCCCUAGCAACGCCGCAGACUGCAAGUUCACGGGCAACGUGUUCUACGACUUCAUGAUGGGCAUCGAGUUGAACCCUCGCAUCGGCCGCUGGUUCGACCUCAAGCUCUUCUUCAACGGCCGCCCGGGCAUCGUGGCCUGGACGCUCAUCAACCUCUCGUUCGCUGCCAAGCAGCAGCAGCUGCACGGACACGUCACCAACUCCAUGGUGCUCGUGAACGUGCUGCAGGCCAUUUACGUGCUGGACUUCUUCUGGAACGAAGCGUGGUACCUGAAGACCAUAGACAUCUGCCACGACCACUUUGGCUGGUACCUGGGCUGGGGUGACUGCGUCUGGCUGCCCUACCUCUACACGCUGCAGGGCCUCUACCUGGUCUACAACCCGGUGCGCCUGUCCACUCCGGCUGCGGUGGGCGUGCUGCUGCUGGGCCUGUCGGGCUACUUUGUGUUCCGCGUGAGCAACCACCAGAAGGACCUCUUCCGGCGCACGGACGGCCGCUGCCUCAUCUGGGGAUCCCCCCCACGCUCCUUCGAGUGCUCCUACGCCUCCGCCGACGGGCGGCGCCACCGCAGCCGCCUGCUGGCGUCGGGAUUCUGGGGGCUGGCGCGCCACUUCAACUACACGGGCGACCUGAUGGGCGCGCUGGCGUACUGCCUGGCGUGCGGCGGAGGGCACCUGCUGCCCUACUUCUACGCCGUCUACCUCGGGGUGCUGCUCGUGCACCGCUGCGUGCGUGACGAGCACCGCUGCUCGGCCAAGUACGGCGCCGACUGGCGGCGCUACACGGAUGCCGUGCCGUACCGCAUGGUGCCCUACGUCUUCUAGAGUCGCGGUGCUGUGUGCCUCUUGUAGAGUCACGGUGCUGUGUGCCCUGCCUCUUGUAGAGUCACGGUGCUGUGUGCCUCUUGUAGAGUUACGGUGCUGUGUGCCUCUUGUAGAGUCACGGUGCUGUGUGCCCUGCCUCUUGUAGAGUCACGGUGCUGUGUGCCUCUUGUAGAGUUACGGUGCUGUGUGCCCUGCCUCUUGUAGAGUCGCGGUGCUGUGUGCCUCUUGUAGAGUUACGGUGCUGUGUGCCCUGCCUCUUGUAGAGUCACCGUGCUGUGUGCCUCUUGUAGAGUCACGGUGCUGUGUGCCCUGCCUCUUCUAGAGUCGUGGUGCUGUGUACCUCUUGUAGAGUCACGGUGCUGUGUGCCUCUUGUAGAGUCACGGUGCUGUGUGCCCUGCCUCUUCUAGAGUCGUGGUGCUGUGUACCUCUUGUAGAGUCACGGUGCUGUGUGCCUCUUGUAGAGUCACGGUGCUGUGUGCCCUACCUCUUGUAGAGUCACGGUGCUGUGUGCCCUACCUCUUGUAGAGUCACGGUGCUGUGUGCCCUGCCUCUUGUAGAGUCACGGUGCUGUGUGCCUCUUGUAGAGUCACGGUGCUGUGUGCCCUGCCUCUUGUAGAGUCACGGUGCUGUGUGCCCUGCCUCUUGUAGAGUUACGGUGCUGUGUGCCCUGCCUCUUGUAGAGUCACCGUGCUGUGUGCCUCUUGUAGAGUCACGGUGCUGUGUGCCCUGCUUCUUGUAGAGUCACGGUGCUGUGUGCCUCUUGUAGAGUCACGGUGCUGUGUGCCCUACCUCUUGUAGAGUCACGGUGCUGUGUGCCCUACCUCUUGUAGAGUCACGGUGCUGUGUGCCCUGCCUCUUGUAGAGUCACGGUGCUGUGUGCCUCUUGUAGAGUCACGGUGCUGUGUGCCCUGCCUCGUGUAGAGUCACGGUGCUGUGUGCCCUGCCUCUUGUAGAGUCACGGUGCUGUGUGCCCUGCCUCUUGUAGAGUCACGGUGCUGUGUGCCUCUUGUAGAGUCACGGUGCUGUGUGCCCUGCCUCUUGUAGAGUCACGGUGCUGUGUGCCUCUUGUAGAGUCACGGUGCUGUGUGCCCUGCUUCUUGUAGAGUCACGGUGCUGUGUGCCUCUUGUAGAGUCACGGUGCUGUGUGCCCUACCUCUUGUAGAGUCACGGUCAGAGGUCGCAAACGGGUUUUCAUUCCUUACCCGUACCCGUACCCGGCCGCACCAGGGUCGCAAACGGCUACCCGUACCCAGCCGGUACCCAGCCGGGUACGGGUAACCGGGUAUUGGGCAGGGUACGGGUAUCGGGUACCCGAUUGCGACCUCUGGUCACGGUGCUGUGUACCGUACCUCUUGUAGGGCUGUCACGGUGGUGUUGGUGGUGGUGGGGAUGCUGCCGCCUUGUGGCGAGAAGUGCCAGGGGUUUGUUUCCGGACCCAGGUGCCGGCUUUUUGUCUGGAGUUUGUGCAGCCUCCCCCCCUUUGCUCCCCCCCUCUGUAGAGUGAGUGGGUGUGAGUGAGUGGGUGUGAGUGAGUGGGUGUGAGUGAGUGGGUGAGUGGGGUGUGAGUGGGUGUGAGUGAGUGAGUGGGUGUGACACGAGUUCGAUUCCCGCUCACGGCCAACACCGGUGACGAUUAUCUGAACUGGUCAUGGGCCUUCCCUAGGUCGACUCAGCCUCAAAUGAAUACCUGGUGCGGUGUGUAACAACAUUGCCACUGACGAGACAAAGGCGGUCGGGCGUGGUGCUGGCCACCCACCCCCUUGUGUACCGUGCCGGCCUUCAUAGGUGCUCGCUAACAGCAGUUGCCCCAACAGUCUGGUACAAUCUAUACGGGGAGAUCUUUGUCUUUUGUGAGUGAAAGUGAGGGUGUGUGAGUGAGUGGGUGUGAGUGAGUGGGUGUGAGUGUAUGUGUGAGUGAAAGUGAGUGGGUGUGAGCGGGAGUGGGUGUGAGUGCGUCUGGGUGUGUGUGUGAUUGAGUGAGCCAGUUAAACACAUUCAGGCUGGCCCUGCCUACGAUCCAUCCUGGGUUUAACCUGCAGGCUGGAUUGUGUGAGGAGCUUGUAGAUCUGGAGAGCUCCUCUGGCAGGCGAGGCUGCGGUUGCUGGGUCGUGUAGCCUGAAUACCCAGACAUCACAUGCCCAAGCAGCUUGCCAAUGACUGGUACCAGCAGUGUCAGGAUCGGCCUCUGUGGAGGAGGAGGCUCAUGAAGGACACUACUGGGCAAUUGGAGGCAGUCGCCCUCCAACAACAACGGAGGGCAGAGGAGCGAGGCUCACAACGAGCGGAACACCGGGUGGCUAAAAUACGGCAUUGUUGGGGGUACAGCUGUGUGCAUCUGCCAGUCAUCUCAGCCAACCCAUGGCACCUACUGGGUCUGUUCCUGUGAUGUCCUGCCAGCGAGCCUUCGACACUUCACGUGGCCUCAAAGUGCACCUGGCCUGGCACAUGCGCCUUUGGUGACGUCACCAUCACAUCGAGGCGAAUGGUGGGUAUUGGUGUUGGUAAGGGUGUGCGAGUGAAUCUGAAUGUGAGAGAGUUUGAGAGAGUGUGAGAGAGUGUGACAAUGUGAGAAUGAGUGUGUGUGAGUGUGUGAGUGAAUGUGAGCGAGUGUGAGUGAAUGUGUGGUGGCGGCCUUCAGAGGUGCUGCUCACUAGCAGCUUUAUGGGGGUGGAGGGAUCGUUGUCUUUGCGUGUGCGUGUGUGUAUGCGCGUCUGCGUGUGUGUAUGCGCGUCUGCGUGUGUGUAUGCGCGUCUGCGUGCAUGUCUGCGUGCGUUUGUGCGCGCACAGUGGCUACGUGCUCCCCUUGUUCUAGGUGGGUUGCCCAGAGCUGAGAUAUCGACCACACACAGAGGAAGCGCCAUUGCUCAUUGAGAUAUACCGUGCCGAGGAAUAACCUCGGGCAAAUCACUCAAUCGUGGUCACAGCAGCAGCAGCAUCGCCAGCUUACCUGUGACGCAGGACCCUCCUGCAAGAGGGUCUUGAGACUCGGUGAGACUUACCUGAAUCAAAAUAACGAUAAAAUAACAACCCAAAAGCGCAUUGAAUCUAAACUAAACUGUUGUGUUUAUGUUACUAGCUGUAAGGCCCCACUGAGUUGCUAUGUAGCGGCUCUUCUUCAGAAGCGACCUGGCCACCACAUGAUAGCUCAGCCGAAGUGGACUCAUCAUCAUCGUUAUCAUCGCAUGGAAAGUUUAUAGCAGCAGACAAAUUGCUCUGAACGCGUGACGUUGAUUCUAAAUGUGCAAGAGGAACAAACCUUCAGGACCACGGGGAGAGAGAGACACACACAGUCCAAAUAUACAGCAGCAGGCGUCAGGGUCGUGAUAGAACCCACGACCUUCUGCAUACCAGGGAAUGUAGUUAACAUCUCACCACCGUCAUGAUGAUGAUGAUGAGAGACACGCAAACUACAAAUACACAGCAGCAGCAGCAGGCAUUGCCAGGGUCGUGAUCGAACCCACGCCCUGCACACCAGCCGAGGGAGCCAACAUCUCCUCGCCUCCACGGCGACCCCAAUUGACGUCGGAGCGACGGACGGAUACCAAUCAUACCCAUGUGGGUGGGGUGAAAUGUGGGUGCGACUCGCACCUCUUUGGCCUACUCUCCCACGUGGAAGAGUAGGCCAAAUACCCGGAUAGAGGGCUCUGAAGCUUCCCCCGUAGCGGAGGAGUCUUCUGCCAGCGGUGGCUCCUGCAGCUUGCGUGUGACGUGGGGGUGCGCGGGACAGACGUUUGUGUGUGGAGUCGAUGUUUCACGUGGCAGUUCCAAUCAUAAUAGUUAUAAUACAAUUAUUAUUGUUAUGAUGGUGGUGGUGUUGAUGAAUUUCAUAAUCAAGUGUAACUGCUUUCGGAUAAACGUUUUAGAUUUUG
This is a messenger RNA of Lethenteron reissneri (Far Eastern brook lamprey), 5558 nucleotides long. It is a transcript of the gene DHCR7, whose product is annotated as 7-dehydrocholesterol reductase. Lineage: Eukaryota; Metazoa; Chordata; Hyperoartia; Petromyzontiformes; Petromyzontidae. Gene Ontology annotation, cellular component: endoplasmic reticulum membrane. The record is from RefSeq and is a predicted model, not a curated record. Gene Ontology annotation, biological process: brassinosteroid biosynthetic process; cholesterol biosynthetic process. Gene Ontology annotation, molecular function: 7-dehydrocholesterol reductase activity.